AUGGUAGAAAGAACGAAUUCUAGUCAACGCACAUCUUCACUCUCAUCUCGAAGUUUCAUACUCAGCUCAGUUGAUGACGACGAACGAAACUUCAAGGAAGAUGAAUCGGGCGAGACGUCUACUAUGACGAAAUCUGACGAUAUUCAUACAGCUAAGCUACCACAUUUUCCGUUGUUCUCGUUUAAGUCAACUCGAUUAUGGAUUUGCAUAUUGUUGACAGCAGGACUUUACGCGACUGUGUCUAUGAGACUGAUUCUAAGCAUGGCAGUCGUUUGUAUGGUAAAUUCAACGGCAUUUCCAUCCGAGAAACCGAUAAAUAGUGUUCUUACCGGAACAGCAUCCACGAAAUGCGAACCGCUUAAUUACGAUCUCGAGACGGCUGUUGAUGCUGGUUAUACGGGUGAUUUGUUAUGGAGUCCAGCUAUGCAAUCUAUACUAUUCUCGGCUACAUUCUACGGUGCUAUGGUGACAAUUCCUUUCGCUGGAACAUUAGCAGAUAGAUAUGGAGCAAAGUGUCAUGUCUUUAUAAUCUUCUUUACAGCUGCCACAUGUGACUACAUCAUCGUAACUUUGUUGACACCAUUUCUUGCCCAGUGGUCAUUUUACGCUUAUUUCAUUUCACGAGUAAUUAUGGGUAUUGGAGAGGGUUUUAUUUUUCCUUGUUUUGGAUGUAUUGUUGGGAAAUGGUUCACGAAAACAGAAAAGUCAACGGUAGCUGCAAUGUAUACUUCUGGUAAUCAGUUGGCUGCAGGUUUUUCUACACUCAUUUCUUCGUUUCUGUGUACCCUCGAUCCAGGUUGGCCAAUAAUAUUCUACAUAUUCGGUGCUGUGGGUUUUAUAUGGUGUGUACUCUGGUGUGUAUAUGCUACGAAUUCACCAUAUGCUAAUAAGUUUAUUUCGAAAGAAGAAUGUUCAUACCUCGCAGAGCAUAUAGAACAUGUGAAAGCUAAGUGUAGUGGACCGGUUCCAUGGCGAGAUAUGCUCACAUCUCGUCCAUUAAUAGCUGCAGUGCUCUGUCAGUACACUUAUAACCUUCAAGCAUCGAUAUUACAAGCCUUUUUACCAACAUUUCUUAAGGAAGAGCUCAUGCUCCCACUCCAUCGUAAUGGAAUAUUUACAAUGGUCCCAUUUACCGCCCAACUAAUCUCGAAGAAUAUUCUUGGAAUUUUUGCGGACUACCUCAAAGAACACAAAAUUGUUGGGCAUACAAAAUGUGCAAAGAUUUUCCAGAGUGUUGGUUCAUUUGGCUCAGCUACAAUGCUAGUCGCAGUGGCUGUUCUGCCGAGCUGUGAUAAUCCUAACAUUGCUCUUCCAUUGUUAGCUUUAUAUGGUACAUCAUAUGUUCAUCAACAUUCUAUUCCAGGCAUGUUUUUCUCUGCUGGUAUUUGUGGAUUCUUCACAUGUGUGUUGUGUAUCGCGCCAUCGUUUUCCGGAACAACUACCUCCAUCUCUAUGAUAUUCGGCGUAAUCGGAAAUAUAUCCGGUCCCAUGAUGUUGGGCAUUGUUUCUAAAAUGGGUGUCAGUAAUAAAUGGGUUGCCUCAUUUAUGGUUUGCAGCGGCUUUAAUGUCAUUUCGGGAAUAAUCUUCUUAAUUUUCGGUUCAGGUUAG
Molecule: messenger RNA, 1608 nt
Organism: Angiostrongylus costaricensis
Lineage: Eukaryota; Metazoa; Nematoda; Chromadorea; Rhabditida; Metastrongylidae
Source: the annotation of a GenBank genome assembly